This is a messenger RNA of Durusdinium trenchii, 1275 nucleotides long. Lineage: Eukaryota; Dinophyceae; Suessiales; Symbiodiniaceae. The record is from the annotation of a GenBank genome assembly.
AUGCCAUGUCAACGACAACCGGUCCUACCAAGACCGUGUCCAUAUCUCGCACCGCAGCCCUGUGAGCGCGCGGUGUCGGACGUGCACGCAGAAGCGGUGCACGCAAAGAACGCGCUCGUGCUCGACGAAGCGGUGCGCACCGACUCGACGGCGGCACAGCCGACCUCUGUGAACGGAAUCCAAAGAGCUUCCGAAGAUCCGAAGGUCUCGGCUGCAGCGUCCUCAGGAGGAACUGUAGUAGGUGACCUGGAGAUCUCCACACCUGCGCCCGAGCGCAGCAGAGCUGAAGCCCUGGUGCCUUCCAAUUUGCCCACCCGACUUCCUCAGCUCCCGACCCAAGUCAUCUUGGCGCCGCCGCCGCCCGCUGUGGCGCUGCCAGACCCCGGACCCUUUCGUGCACCCCAGACCCUUUCGUCUUCGUGCCGCUUCGUGGUGGAUCGCUGUCAAAUGGAUUCUCAUCUCAUGGCAGCAGAGAAGUUCGAUCAGAUCUAUGCGAGGAAUGGCUGGGGAAGUCGGAUCAGCGAACUGGGCACACACACGCGGAGUGGUUUGGGCAGUGAUCUGAAAGGAGCUUUUGAUUGGAUCUCGGGCUUGAACAAGUUCUUCAACCAGAAUCCAGAGCUUCAGAUCAUUGCAGAUAUCCCAAGUGGAGACAUAGGAUGGCAAAUGGCUGUGAGGCAUUUGAACACUGCAAAGCUUUACUUUGGUGGUGACAUCGCCAGGAGCGUUGCUGAAUCGAAUGCCAAGAGGUUCAAAGAUCAUGCCAACAAAGUCUUGCAACACUGGGAUCUCCAUUCCUGCGGAGCGCCCCAGUGGUACACCAGCUGCGAUUCCACCCGCCAUCCGUUCGACGUGAUCAUGAUCCGGGAUGCGCUCCAGCAUAUUCCCAUCCUCAAGGUGCAGCAGAUCUUACACAAGGUGAUUUUGGAGUCGGGUGCCAAAUGGUUGAUCACUUCGAGCUAUCCGGAGAGUGAUACACUACAUCACAAGGAUACCGCUGCCUGUCACAACGAUGAGAAGCUCUUCUGCAGCAAGGGCGCAAUGCGUAAUGGUGACGGUGGAUGGUAUCCCAUUGCGUUGGACUGUGCACCUUUCCUCUUCCCUCCUCCGGCGGUCAAAACACCGUCGCACAGCACCUUUCCAAUUGAGCAUGAUUUUAUGUAUAUCUACCGCAUCGAUGAUGCCUUGAAGGAUUCUGCAGUUUUGGUGGUGGGAAGGGUGUCGUGUUUGUGUUUCUUUAUCCAAGCAAAGAGUCAUUCUGUAGAAAAGACUUGA